Monopterus albus (swamp eel) is the source of this 6603-nucleotide messenger RNA. It is a transcript of the gene sema6cb, whose product is annotated as semaphorin 6Cb. Lineage: Eukaryota; Metazoa; Chordata; Actinopteri; Synbranchiformes; Synbranchidae. Gene Ontology annotation, cellular component: plasma membrane. Gene Ontology annotation, molecular function: semaphorin receptor binding; chemorepellent activity. The record is from RefSeq and is a predicted model, not a curated record. The coding region runs from base 658 to 3906 and encodes 1082 amino acids. Gene Ontology annotation, biological process: axon guidance; neural crest cell migration; semaphorin-plexin signaling pathway. The transcript is spliced from 22 exons.
AUUAGAUGGAACGCCUGUCAAACUACGCGGAGGGGGCGGGGCCUCAGCGCUCGCCGAAGUGUUGUGAUUUCAGUCUGGCUUCAGUCUUGUGACAGGAGUGAGGGGCGCUUUUCAGUGCUUUGUGCUCUCGGAAUAUGAAUCUCCUGGCGAAGAAAGCUAGACAAAAUCAAUAACUUUUUCCUUUCUACCGCGACUUCUUCUCUUCUACAGAGUCUCAUCUGAAAAACUGCUUCGUAUAUUUUGUCACAGAGGAGGCACGAAGGAGCCAAUUAGAUACACUCGACAGCCGCUCUCUGAAGCUCGUACCAGCCUGGUGUACUGUACCUACCUGCUGGGUGCAUCGCUGCAGGCAGACAGAGUGAACGUUCCUGACAACAAUCAGUGACUAUCUGUGCAGGUGCCAGAUGAGCUCCUCCAGAGGCAGCUAGUUUCAUCAUAACCUAACUGCAGGAAAACCAGGAAGUUUGUGGAAGACUGAACAUUCUUAGAGGAAGAGCCUCCAAGGGGGUUUUAACCCCCUGACGCCCCAUCUACAAAUUCCUGCUUCCUACAGCCCCCUGCUGAGGUCAUUUUCUGAGAGGAGCAAGAGGAGCUGAAGGUGGGAGGCGAAUCUGCUGUGGGCCAUGUGUUUCUAGUGAGGUCUCAUCUUGUGCCAACAUGAGGCUGAUGCUCGGCUCGCCUCAACCUGUUCUGCCAGCCGUCCUGGCUCUCACCUUAGCCGCCUUCUUAGCUCAGCUGUCCUCAGGAGCCACGCCGUUCCCCCAAGACCUGGAACCAAUCAGCAUCGUGGGCAGAGAAUCCUCCUACCUCUACCCGAGCUUCCAGGGACUCAUGUCGGACAAUGACACUGUCCGUCUGGGCUUGGACUUCCAGAGGAUGCUGAAGAUCAAUCACAUGCUCUACAUCGCUGCCCGGGACCAUGUGUUUGCCAUCAAUCUUGCCACUUCAUCUGAGCAGAUAAUCCCCCAGCAGAAACUGACUUGGAAGACGAAGGAUGUGGAGAAGUGCACUGUGAGAGGGAAAAACAGCGAUGAGUGUUACAACUACAUCAAAGUGCUGGUGCCACGCAAUGACGAGACGCUUUUCGCCUGCGGCACCAAUGCCUUCAACCCCACCUGCCGUAACUAUAAGAUGUCGACACUGGAGCAGGAAGGGGAGGAGGUUGUGGGACAGGCACGUUGUCCCUUCGAAUCCCGCCAGUCCAACGUUGGCCUGUUUGCAGGUGGUGAUUUCUACUCGGCCACCAUGACUGAUUUCCUGGCAAGCGAUGCAGUCAUUUACAGAAGUCUAGGAGAAAGUAGCCCUGUCCUCCGUACAGUCAAGUAUGACUCCAAAUGGCUGAGAGAGCCCCAUUUCCUCCACGCUAUUGAGUAUGGGAAUUACGUGUACUUUUUCUUCAGUGAGAUUGCAGUGGAGUACACUACGCUCGGCAAGGUGGUUUUUUCCAGAGUCGCACGUGUUUGUAAGAAUGACAAUGGCGGUUCCCCGAGGGUGCUGGAACGUUACUGGACGUCAUUUCUCAAAGCCCGACUGAACUGUUCCGUUCCAGGUGACUCCUUCUUCUACUUUGAUGUCCUGCAGUCACUGACCAACGUGCUGCAGGUCAACCACCGACCGGCCGUGCUCGGCGUCUUCACCACACAGGCAAACAGCAUCACCGGCUCCUCUGUCUGUGCAUUCUACAUGGACGACAUCGAGAAGGCCUUCAGCGGCAAAUUCAAAGAGCAGAGGAACAGUGAGUCAGCAUGGACACCUGUUCCAGAGGAGCAAGUCCCGAAGCCAAGGCCGGGAAGCUGCGCCAGUGAGGGCUCAGCGGCUGCUUACAAGUCGUCCACCACCUUCCCCGAUGAAACCCUGACAUUCAUCAAGUCGUACCCACUCAUGGACGAGUCCGUCCCCUCGGUCUACGACAGACCCUACUUCACCCGCACCACCAGCAGGUUUAAGUUGACCCAGAUAGCAGUGGACACGUCAGCAGGGCCAUACAAGAACUACACAGUGCUUUUUCUGGGCUCAGACAACGGCCAUGUGCUGAAGAUCCUGGCCAGCACUGAGGGGGCCAACGCAUCCUUCAACACACAACUCCUGGAGGACAUCGACGUCUACAACCCUAACAAAUGUAACGUGCGGGGGGAGGACAGGAGGGUGCUGGGUCUCGAGUUGGAUCGGGAUCACCAUGCGUUGUUUGUGGCCUUCUCCAGCUGUGUGAUCCGCGUGCCACUCAGCCGCUGCCCCGACUACAGCUCCUGCAAGAAAAGCUGUCUGUCGUCACGGGACCCCUACUGCAUCUGGCUCAAGUCGGGCAGCUGUGCCACAGUCUCACCUGGUUUCAAAGGCGGGUUUGAACAGGAUGUGGUGAACGGCUACCAUCAGCACCCCGACACCUGCCACGAUGUCCUGGCGACGACUCGCAAGCAAAACCCAGCUCUUGAUUCAGCUUAUGGGAAGACCACACCCACAAGCGCCAGCACAACCUAUCAUGGGGCGGCACUCCCAAAGGAGGCAGGUGACCCUGAAAGAGGUACAGGUCCUGAUGACCCUCCCCCCGUUGGGGAACAAGGGUCACCUGACUCGGAGCCAAUCAGUGUGGAGAUGGAGGGUGUGAGGCGCCCACCAGAGCUGGAGAAGACCAAUCACAGUGUCCAUUAUACUCUCCUGAUUGCUUGUGUUUUGGUGGCCUUUGUCCUUGGUGCCUUCCUCUCUGGCUUCCUGGUCUCCUGCUACUGUAACCAUGCGAGCCACAAAACCAAGAAGUUGUCCAAAGAUCCAGAGGCCCCAAUCCCACACGCCCUGUCCCUCCGUAGCCUGGCCAAACUCAACGGUCUCCUGGACAGCCAAAGUAAAGAUGACAAACUGGAGGUGUCUUCUCCAAAGAUCUACAAUUCUUUCUUUGCCAACAGCAAAGAGCACCACCCACCAAGGAGAAACGGCCAUCAUGGCAUGACAAUGGGAGACCUGGUUCACCCCCACCAUCACCACCUCCACCAUUCCUCAGAACUCUCUGGUCUGCCUACACCAGACUCUACCCCAGAACUGCCUAUCAAGAGCAUGAAAGCAUUCAAGAACCAGUGGGAAAAGAACCAGAAUUGCAACAAUGCCAAGGAACCAAAGUCCCACAACAUUGGCUCCAGGCCCAGCUCAGCCCUGCUUCACCAGCAGAUCUUCCCUUACUCCCAUGGCCUGGUCAAUGGGCAGCCAGUAGUAGGAAGUCACCUCCACCCAGAGGAACGCAAAAUUCACAAUGUUGAACGGGGACUAUUGCAGCAGCCUUAUCCUGGUUACUCUCAGAAGGUAAUGGAGGUAACCUCAUUGGAUGAGCUCCUGAAGCACAUCCAUGAAGCAAGUAGCAGCAAGAACUCCCAGUUAAUGAGCCCAUCGGGUCUGAUGGCCAGCGGCGGUGGAGGCCAGCUAACCUUUGCCAACCGCAUCCAACCUCAGAUUCCUGAGACAGAAUCAGCCCCCUACUACAGUUCGUCCACUUUACCUCGAGACAGCCUCACCCGACGCAUGGAUGUUCCUCCUGAUAUCCCUCCUCACCACCAGUCCACCCUGGAGAGGAGGCAAUCCUCUCAGAGGCACUCACUAAUUGCUGCAGCCACCAAGAUGCCCAGUGGAGGAGGAAUGAUCCCUCGUCAACACAGCUUCAGCCAACGAAAUGGUGGGCCCCACCAGCCACCUCCUCCUCUAGCACGGAUGAACUCAACGGGCAGCGCCUGUGAGGUUCACUACCCCCUCAUCCCCAAUGGCUACGUGGCACGCCAGCACAGCUACAGCGGAGAGCAGGAGGUCCCACACAGGGCCGCCAUCGUCCGCAGGGCCUCCUCUCUCAAGCCUGAUGUCCCUCCCAAACCUCUGUUCAUACCCGCCACGUCCCCUGUCAACCAACAGGGGAAGUUCAACUACUGAGGAGGUUCAGUCCUGGACUAGAGAGGGAGUCUCCCUCAGUGAGUGUUCUUAAAGGAACUUCCCUUUGAAGAAAUGCAGUGGGUUUGAAGUUGCAGACCUUCAUGACAAAACAUAGCCAAUGUUGGGACAGCCAGUGUCACUGUGGAAGAAAGCCUCAACCUAACUUGUUUUCCCCCUUCUUUUUGUCCAACGAAUAUCUUUGUACCAUAUUGGUAUUGCUCAGCUACUUGCUUAUUAUAGAACCGCUGACUUGGGUGACGUGAUGCCACCUCCUUAUAUUAGGCUGCCAGUGUCCUCAGUGUGGAUUGACAAUACAACUUAGUUCUUGGACGCGUUGAUGUUUGAAAACCUAUACACAUCACUCAUCUUGAAAACUUAAAAGUCGGAGGCUUCUGCGAUGCUUAGAUUCAUGCUUUUGCUUAACCUUUUUUGAUGUAGUGUUGGUAACCAGUCCCACCCACCCCUCCCUCGAAAGUGUUUAUAUUAUGCAUGUGUGUGUAUAUAUAUGUGUGUUUAUAUCCACACCGUAUAUGUAUACAUAUACAUUUGCAGUACAUGUAACCUGUGGUGAAAAGUCAGAAAAUUCCCCCUGAAAGUAGUUAUGUCUUUGCCUUACUAUACUGUUUCAUCUUUGGGCAUGUCAAACGAUCCCCCACCCCCUAAGAAACACCUUAGGGACACCAAGUCAUGCACUUGAUCAACACAACUCACUGUCAUUUGGCCAAAAACACUGAACCAAAUUUAUUUGGGUUGAUCAGAAAAAGGUAAUACUUCAACAAAGCAGCUAUACUCAUCAUUUCUUUUUUCUUUUCUGUCCCAGCAGAUGUCAUGUCAGAAAUGAUAAAGUCGGGUCCAUUUAAGUUCCUAAAGAACAUUUCUAUAAGAUUGGUGCUCCACAGUCUGGUGGGUCUAAUAUCCUCUCAAAUGGAAAUAAACCAUACUGUGUACUGAAACAUUGUGGACCCAAAGAGGAUAAGACAGAUAUGCCACACCACCUGGCACAGUGAGGAUGAACAUUAAACAUACAAUGGACCGCAGUUAUUAUAAUUAUUAACUUUGUGGCUCUUGGUUGUAAAUAAAGGAAUAAUUACUAGCCAAAUUUUAACUGUAUGUGUAAAUGUGUGCCUUAUUUAAUAAUAGUGUGUGACAUGUGGGGUAGGGGUUAAUGCAAGGGGCUCAGAUGGCUACUAUGCUACAGUAUAUUGUAGGUAUCUCAUUUUCUAUGGUUGUCCGUGUGUGUCAUACAGCAUCCGUUGUAUAUUUGAAGAGUUUCAUUCCAGAAAUGAGAUAUAUCAUCUAAAAACGUGUCACCUGUUCAGGUCAACUGAAAACUAUGAUUGUCACUAAUGAGUCAUAUGUUAUAUCUGGUUAUUGAGCCUUUUUGUAACUGAUAUUUUACAAAUGAUCUGUUAUUUUGAAAAAUCUAACAAAAUUAUAUAUAUGAAUGUUGGAAUGAAACCCUUCAUUUUGCAGUUUUUUUUUUUUUUGUUUUGUUUUGUUUUGGUUUGGUUUGUUUUUUUUUGUCCCAGAAGUGUGAGCCUGCAGUUUUCUGUUUUGGGAGACUGAGCAAAGCCAGUACAUCCAGCUGGAGACUGCAGACAUUCAGGUUUGACUUAACCACCUUAAGUUAACCACCUACAGACUGUAGCCAUUGUAGAAGUCACAUUUUACUGAUGGAUGAAGCAAAUGUGUGGUUUUUUGCUCCAGUUCUGAAUGUCAGAGGACAUUGUUAUCCUAUUUCUUAUUUAGAAGACAUAGUUGAGAAAAAUAACAUCAUAUUUGGACUUUGUAUAAAAGUCAGAAUUGAUACAGGAAGUGGCAUGAAGCUGGACUUCUACGAUGGUUACUGCUGUAGAUUUAGACUUGCUAGUGUCACCGUGUGUCAACUUCAGCAUGCAGGAAGCAAAUAAAUGGGAGUGGAGGUAAAGUUUCUGUUUAGAAAAUAUGUUCAAACAAGGAGAAGUGCAAUGAAGUCCGAUCUGACAAGCUGAGGCUGUCGCUCGGAUCAAUAUUUGGCAAGUGGUCGUGGUACACAGGUGGCUGUGCUGCCGAAUACCUGCUGAGGAUUCCCCUCAGGAACGGUGACGCCGGUCAGCUCUGCCUCAGAAAUAUCACACCUUCAAGACUUCGCUGUUGCACUUUUCAGCAGGGUCACUUAGGACACAGUCGACUGGAGCCGUAAUCAAUCUUGUGAAAACAGCACUGCAAUGUUUACUGUAUCUGAAAGUGGUGUUUAUUGACUGAAAUUUCCCAGAACUCAUUUGACCCAAUGAAAAGUUAACCAUUCAUACUCCAACUCCAGUAAAUAAAAGAAAACUUUGUUUUGUUUUGUUUUUUGAUAUUAACAGGCAACAGAGCAUUAAAUAGCCUUUGAUUCUCAAUUUAAAGUUGUGGCCAUAAUGCUUCAUAAGAGGAAUUGUGGCAGCUAGUGUUUGAUGAGUGUGUGUUUGUUUUUGUUUUUAUUUUUAUAUGGCGCUGAUAGAUUGUAUGGGAGAGUGAGUGUUCUCACCUCUGACAGCUCUACCAGUAUUUGAUUUGGUGUAAAUACAUUCUAUCUGGGCAGGGUCUCAUUGAUUCAGUAUUAUAUUUUUUUUUUGUUUGUUUAAUUUCCAGGCUACGCCUCUUGAAUUACUAUGACUUUGGUCUCAAAGAAUACCACUGUAUGUCUCUUAUACUAGGAAUAAAAUGAAAAUACGA